Messenger RNA from Fonsecaea nubica, 4728 nucleotides. RefSeq lists its product as hypothetical. The record is from RefSeq and is a predicted model, not a curated record. The transcript has 10 exons. Bases 1 to 4728 code for a protein of 1575 amino acids. Gene Ontology annotation, cellular component: membrane. Gene Ontology annotation, molecular function: ABC-type transporter activity; ATP binding; ATP hydrolysis activity. NCBI's taxonomy places the organism in Eukaryota, Fungi, Ascomycota, Eurotiomycetes, Chaetothyriales, Herpotrichiellaceae. Gene Ontology annotation, biological process: transmembrane transport.
AUGAGGGAUCUAGAAGGGUUGCAGUCUGUUCUGGCUGCGUCGGGAGACUUUACGCCCAAUUCUGACCCUUCUAGUCGUUUAUUAUCACAAUCACAUCAGCCAUUCUGCGGCGAUGCAGAGGGUUGGGGCCCAGUGAGCUCCCUGCGAUGGGAUCUCACACCAUGCUUCCUUGACGUUUGGAUUCUGGGGGUCGCUCUUUGGGGUGUGCUAUUUGGUGCUGGAGCUUUGUGGUAUUUGUUCACCAAACGCAUCGCCCAGGAUGUACCCAAAAACUGGCAUUUCCAUACAAAACUAGCCGUCCUCGGUGCCAUCAUCCUCACGACCGCCCUUCAGGCCUCUCUGCAGAUUGAACAAUUACCUGGUGUUUGGUUUCAAGACAUCCGAUUCUAUACCUCGAUCGCCACAAUUAUCUCGCUCCUAGUCAUCGCCACGGUACAAUACCAUGAGCAUUCGCGGUCGCGGAAUCCAAAUGGAGUUGUGCUGUUCUACUGGGUCUUCUUCAUUCUGGCUUAUGGAGUGAAGCUGCGUUCGCUGGUGUCGAGGGAAUCAUACAAGGAUCGGCUUCCAUACUUCAUCACAUUCAACAUCAGUCUCGGCCUAGCGGUGGUGGAGUUCAUUCUCGAAUAUCUGGUUCCGAAGAAGCAGAGCGUUUACGAUGCGCUGGGGGCGGAUGACGAGUGUCCAUAUGAAUAUGCCGACAUUUUCUCGGUUCUCACUUUUGGCUGGAUGACACCUCUGAUGAAGUUUGGCUACAACAAUUUCCUCACCCAAGAUGAUCUGUGGAAUUUGCGAAAUCGCGAUACUACCAAGGUCACCGGAGACAAGUUGCAGAAAGCUUGGGAGAUCGAGCUGGAAAAGAAGAGACCAAACCUUUGGAUCGCUUUGGGUAGAGCAUUUGGAGGGCCAUAUCUGCGCGGAGCACUGAUAAAAACCGUCAGCGAUUGUUUGGCAUUCGUUCAGCCCCAACUGCUUCGACUUUUGAUUCAAUUUGUCAAUUCUCAUCGGUAUGCCGAACCCGAACCAGCGAUCCGGGGGGUCGUCAUUGCGUUGGCCAUGUUUGCGACUUCAAUCUGCCAGACCGCCGCUCUGCAUCAGUACUUUCAGCGUGCCUUCGAGACUGGCAUGCGGAUCAAGUCCUCGUUGACUGCCAUGAUCUAUUCAAAGUCACUGCGGUUGUCAAAUGAGUCGAGAGCUACAAAAUCCACCGGCGACAUCGUUACAUAUAUGAGCGUUGACCAACAACGACUAGCCGACCUUGCUCAAUGGGGCCAACAGUUGUGGUCAGCACCGUUCCAAAUCACCCUGUGUAUGAUCUCGCUAUACCAAUUGGUUGGAGUCUCAUGCUUGGCCGGAGUUGGUGCCAUGAUCGUCAUGAUUCCUAUCAAUGGCUUCAUCGCGAGAUUCAUGAAGAAGCUGCAACUGUCGCAGAUGAAGUACAAAGACCGUCGCGCCCGACUUAUGACGGAGAUUCUCAACAACAUGAAAAGCAUCAAGCUCUAUGCGUGGGGCUCUGCGUUCAUGGACAAAUUGAGCCAUGUGCGCAAUGAUCUCGAGUUGAAUAACCUUCGCAAAAUCGGCGCCGCACAGUCGUUCGCGACCUUUACAUGGUCUUCAACACCUUUUUUUGUGUCGUGCUCGACCUUUGCGGUUUUCGUCCUUGUCAACAACAAACCAUUGACAACGGAAUUGGUGUUUCCAGCUCUGACUUUGUUCAAUCUAUUGACGUUCCCCCUCACAGUCCUCCCUAUGGUUAUCACGAGCAUCAUCGAGGCAUCAGUGGCCGUGGGCAGAUUGACUGCCUUCUUCACCACGGACGAGCUUCAGGAUGACGCGGUGAGAUUUAUCGACGAGCCCCCCAAACAGGCCGGGGAUGUGUCCGUCUCUAUCAAGGAUGCCACUUUCACUUGGGACAAGAAUGCAGGCAAGAAUGUCCUACAGAACAUCAACUUCACCGCCAACAAAGGAGAACUGACCUGCAUCGUUGGUCGAGUGGGGGCUGGAAAGUCGUCGUUGUUGCAAGCUAUGCUUGGUGAUCUCUACAAAAUCAGUGGCGAGACGGUUGUCCGAGGCCGGAUUGCUUAUGCGGCACAGUCGGCCUGGAUCAUCAAUGCUAGCGUCAAGGAGAACAUCGUCUUUGGGCAUCGAUGGGAUCCUCACUUUUACGAGCAAACAGUCAAUGCCUGUGCUCUUGUUGAUGAUUUCAGACAACUUCCGGACGGAGAUCAGACAGAAGUCGGAGAACGUGGCAUAUCUCUGUCUGGAGGCCAAAAGGCUCGACUUUCCCUAGCGCGAGCCGUGUACGCAAGGGCAGAUGUCUAUCUUAUGGACGAUGUUCUCUCCGCUGUUGACCAACAUGUCGGACGCCAUUUAAUUAACAAUGUGCUAGGUCCCAAUGGGCUUCUGAACGGAAAAGCGAGGAUUCUGGCUACUAACGCAAUCACUGUUCUCAAGGAGGCAGACUACAUGUACCUUCUUCGUGAGGGCACCAUCCUUGAAAAGGGAACAUAUCAACAACUCAUGGCCAUGCGAGGCGAAAUUGCAACGCUGAUCAAGUCCGCUACGGCAGAAGAGGCUGAGUCCGAGGGAGAACGCAGCCCAAGCAUAGAAGGAAUGGAGUCCGACGACUCGACAACCAUCGUCGGGGCCAACGGUGGCAGCAUUGAGGACGAACUAGAUGACGAGGAAGUCGAGGAAUCGCAACAAGAAGUCGGCGGGCUGGUACCUAUCCACGCCGGACCCAGUGGUCCCUCGAAAGCCCGCAAAUCCAGCUUCAAUACUCUCCGUCGUGCUUCGACAACCAGCUUCCACGGACCCAUGGGCCGUCUCACAGAUGAAGAACAUGGUGGUGCACAACUGAAGAGCAAGCAGACCAAAGAAAUUGCCGAGCAGGGUAAAGUGAAAUGGUCAGUCUACACAAGCUACGCGAAGGAAAGCAAUCUCGUCGCUGUGGGGAUCUACUUCCUCGCUCUCCUGGCCGCUCAAACGGCACAGGUUGGAGGCAGCUUCUGGUUAAAGAGGUGGUCCGAGAUCAACGAGUCGCACGGAUCGAACCCUCAGGUGGGAAAGUACAUUGGCAUUUACUUUGCAUUUGGCAUCGGUGGUGCCGGACUGGUCGUCAUUCAGACUCUGCUUCUCUGGAUUUUCUGCUCGAUAGAGUCGUUGAUCGCAACGGUCACGUCAAGAGAUCAUGGUGCAGGCACGCGAAACAUGGCUUCGAGAAAACUACACGAUCGCAUGGCAUACGCAAUAUUCCGAUCACCCAUGAGUUUCUUUGAUACCACUCCAGUGGGACGCAUCCUGAACCGAUUCUCAAGUGACAUCUACCGUGUUGACGAGGUUAUCGCACGCACAUUUAACAUGCUCUUUGUCAAUACCGGUCGCGCACUUUUCACAAUCGGCGUCAUUGCUGCUUCAACGCCGAUCUUCCUGGUCAUGGUGCUGCCUCUGGGCUUCAUCUACAUCAUCUACCAGAAAUACUACCUCCGCACCUCGAGGGAGCUGAAACGGCUUGACAGCGUUAGUCGCAGUCCGAUCUAUGCACACUUCCAGGAGUCACUGGGUGGCGUCUCCACCAUUCGUGCAUAUCGCCAACAGAAGAGAUUCGCUCUGGAGAACGAGUGGCGCAUGGAUGCCAACCUGCGGGCAUACUUUCCCUCGGUUAGCGCCAAUCGCUGGCUGGCCGUCCGACUGGAAUUCAUUGGGUCCGUCAUUAUCCUUUCGGCUGCUCUUUUCGCCAUCAUCUCGGUGGCAACUGGAAGCGGCCUGUCGUCCGGCAUGGUGGGCCUUGCGAUGUCAUAUGCCCUGCAGAUCACUCAAUCCCUGAACUGGAUUGUCCGCCAGACGGUCGAAGUGGAGACGAAUAUCGUGUCGGUGGAGAGAGUCCUGGAGUACGCCAGCUUGCCCAGUGAAGCUCCCGAUGUCAUUUUCAAGAGCAGACCGAGCAUUGGAUGGCCCGCACAAGGGCAGAUCACCUUCAAGAAUUAUUCUACGCGAUAUCGAGAAGGUCUGGAUCCCGUCUUGAAGGAUAUCAACCUCAACAUCAAGCCUCACGAAAAGAUUGGCGUGGUCGGGCGCACGGGGGCAGGCAAGAGCUCAUUGACAUUGGCGCUCUUCCGGAUCAUCGAGCCGAUAUCUGGCGCUAUCAGUAUCGACGGGCUCAAUACUUCAACGAUUGGGUUGCUAGAUCUGCGACGGCGGCUUGCCAUCAUCCCUCAAGACGCCGCGUUAUUCGAAGGCACGAUUCGUGAUAAUUUGGACCCGCGCCAUGUGCAUGAUGACACCGAACUGUGGAGUGUGCUUGAACACGCUCGUCUCAAGGAGCAUGUCUCAAGCAUGCCAGGCCAAUUGAACGCCGCCAUUCUUGAAGCUGGUUCCAAUCUAAGUCAAGGCCAGCGUCAACUAGUCUCCCUGGCGAGGGCGCUACUCACACCCAGCAAUAUCCUGGUCCUGGAUGAGGCAACAGCAGCGGUGGAUGUGGAGACAGACAGAAUGCUUCAGGCCACGCUUCGAAGCACCAUUUUCCAGAACCGCACCAUCAUCACCAUUGCACAUCGCAUCAAUACCAUCCUGGACUCGGAUCGUAUCGUAGUGCUGCAACAAGGGCGGGUAGCGGAGUUUGACACCCCAGAAGAGUUGAUCAGGAAGCGGGGCCUAUUCUACGAGCUUGUGCGUGAAGCUGGGCUGCUCGACGGGUUCGGCAAUGGUACUGCAAAUGCAGACCAGCAUUAG